Molecule: messenger RNA, 2687 nt
Organism: Rhododendron vialii
Lineage: Eukaryota; Viridiplantae; Streptophyta; Magnoliopsida; Ericales; Ericaceae
Product: pentatricopeptide repeat-containing protein At1g71490-like
Exons: 1
Coding region: 253-2433 (726 amino acids)
Biological process (GO): RNA modification
Molecular function (GO): RNA binding; protein binding
Source: RefSeq, a predicted model, not a curated record
AUGCAGUAAUGAGAUUCUGAGAUGGAUCGAAUUCUACGUAUUAUGACGGAUCGAAACUUUUUUGUGCCGUAGUUGUCAAUACUACUUGUCAAUUGUUCUUCUUUCAACGCCAUUUCUGUUCUGUUAGUUUGCUUGGCUUGGCUUGGCUUGCGGGGAAAGACAUCGAACCAGGUAGUGCACUGAGGGAGGGGCCUCAGUACCCACACGCCGCGUUUCAACGCACAAUUUACAUACGAGUAUUUUCUUUGGUAUAUGCCGUCUCCUUCUCCAUGUUAUCUGCGACUGAGAGGCCUUUCUAUAUCCCAAAUCCAGAAGUUCAUCCCUAAGGAGUGGAAACAAAUCAAGUCAUCCGCAACCGGGGAACGUGAUGGUUCCAGGGUCGAUUCUCUUCUCACAUCUCUCCAAGACUUUGGAUCGAAAGGCCGUCUUUUUCAAGCCUUCAGGACCUUCUCUCUCAUCCAAUGCCAGUCUUCUUUUGGUGUUACCCGCGACGCAAUUUUGAAAGCCGUUUCUUUUCUUCUGCUGUCUUGCUCCGACCUGAAGUCACUUUCAGAGGGUAGACAGCUCCAUGCCUUCAUUAUCUGUUUAGGUCUUGACAAACAUCCCGUAUUGAUUCGCAAGCUGAUCAACUUUUACUCGGUCUUUAAUCUCCUUGCCGAUGCCCAUCUUGUAACUGAGACUUCGAAAAGUUUGCACCCUUUUCACUGGAAUUUGCUUAUCUCUGCUUACGUGAGAAACGGGCUUUCGCGGGAGGCUCUAUCCACCUAUGGGCAAAUGGUGAACGCUGGAAUUAGACCUGAUAAUUUCACAUACCCAUCUGUUCUCAAGGCUUGUGGUCAAGAACUAAAUCUGGAUUUAGGGAGGGAGGUUCAUAAGUCUAUUGAUGCUAGCCGUCUUGAUUGGUGUUUGUUUGUGCAAAAUGCCUUGGUCUCGAUGUAUGCCAGGUGUGGGGAAGUGGAUGAUGCUCGGAAGUUGUUUGACGAAAUGCCCGAAAAGGAUGUUGUUUCUUGGAACUCAAUGAUCUCUGGAUAUGCCUGCAAAGGUAGGUGGCGAGAAGCUUUUGAGCUUUUUGAAAGCAUGAGAAUGCAGGGAGUAGAAUUGAAUAUAAUAACCUGGAACACCAUAGCUGGAGGGUGCUUGAAAACUGGAAACUAUGAAGGUGCAGUUGAAUUGCUACCACAGAUGGAAACUUCUGGCAUUCCUCUGGAUUCUGUUGCAUUGCUUAUUGGUUUGGGUGCAUGCUCCCAUAUGGGUUCACUGAUAAUGGGGAAGGAGAUUCACUGCGUUGCAAUUCGUAGUAAUUUUAGUGGACUUCAUAAUGUUCAAAAUGCUUUAAUCAAUAUGUAUGCCAGGUGCAAAGACCUAAGGCAUGCACACAAUUUAUUCCAAUCAUUAGAAGCUAAGAGUAUGAUAAGUUGGAACUCUAUUAUUUCUGGUUACGCACACUGGGACUUAUCUGAGGAGGCCUCCUAUCUAUUUAGGAAGAUGUUGUUUUCUGGCAUUGAGCCUAAUUAUGUGACAAUUGCAAGUAUUCUUCCUCUUUGUGCCCGAGUGGCUAAUCUGCAACAUGGUAAGGAGUUUCACUGUUACAUUAUAAGGCGUGUUUGGCUCGAUGAUUACUUAUUACUAUGUAAUGCUCUUGUGGAUAUGUACGCAAGAUCUGGAAAAGUUUUUCUAGCAAGAAGACUUUUUGAUAUGCUAAGCAAGAAGGAUGAACUGACGUACACUUCAUUAAUAGCUGGUUAUGGGAUACAAGGAGAGGGACAUGCUGCAAUAAAACUUUUUGAAGAGAUGAUCAGGUUCCAAAUAAAGCCAGACCAUGUAACCAUGGUUGCUAUUUUGUCUGCUUGUAGUCAUUCGGGUCUUGUAACCCAAGGUCAUAUGCUUUUUGAAAAGAUGUUGACUGUCUAUGGUGUAAUUCCUCGUUUAGAGCACUAUUCUUGCAUGGUUGAUCUCUUUGGUAGGGCUGGUUUACUGAAGAAAGCAGAAGAGAUUAUCAGAAGGAUGCCUUACCACCCAAGCCCUGCUAUGUGGGUCACUCUUAUUGGAGCAUGUCGCAUCCAUGGAAACACAGAGAUUGGGGAAUGGGCGGCUGAAAAAUUGUUGGAAAUUAGGCCUGAAACUUCUGACUACUAUGUUCCGAUAGCUAAUAUGUAUGCUUCAGCUGGAUGUUGGAACAAGCUAGCUAGGGUAAGGACCUUCAUGAGGGACUUGGGUGUGAGAAAGGCUCCAGGCUGUGCUUGGGUUGAUGCGGGUGCUGGAUGUUCCCCUUUUUUCGUGGAGGACACAUCGAAUUCCCAAUCAAAUGAGAUAUACCCUUUGUUGGGGGGAUUGACAAAGCAGAUGAAAGAUGCUGGUUAUGUUGUUGCUGAGGAUUUUGAUUUGGAUGAUGAAUUUGAGGAGUAUGAUGAACAACUUCUGUUAGCAAAAUAAGCUCUUUGGUAAUUUUCUUGCAUACUCUUCUCAAGAAUCUUCUGAAAUGCCAUGCUACAUCCAAACGGUAAUAUACUAAUAACCAAUAGCAUUAAUGGAAUUUUAGUCCUCAUUGUUUUGUUAUUGUGGGACAUCCUCUGAUCAUCAUUGUAUUAACUUUUAUAUUUGUGUAUGUUUUUGUAUCUUGAAUCUGCGAUCUUGCUCUCUGGUAUAUAGUUGAUGUUUCAGUGGUAACCACUGGUUGAAUUCCCCCU